Achroia grisella is the source of this 874-nucleotide messenger RNA. RefSeq names its product large ribosomal subunit protein mL64 (gene CRIF). Gene Ontology annotation, cellular component: nucleus. The transcript has 3 exons. The coding region runs from base 74 to 817 and encodes 247 amino acids. The record is from RefSeq and is a predicted model, not a curated record. NCBI's taxonomy places the organism in Eukaryota, Metazoa, Arthropoda, Insecta, Lepidoptera, Pyralidae.
CUAUAAGUGAAAACAAUAAUUGAUAACCUAAAAUUAUUAUAAUUUUGUCGAAUUAAAAUAUAAAUAUUUAAUAAUGAAUUUAUAUGUCACUACAAGAUUUAUAAGAACCAAUUUCGUUAGUAAUUUAUCUCGUUUCUCCACAACAACUCCUGAAGUUAUCGAACAAAACGAUCAAGUUUUGUUCGACGACGCCGAUGAUGUGCAGGCAAAAGAGGCCGAGAUCGAGAAAAAAAGAAACAUAUCUCGCCUAUCUAACGCGCAUUACAACCUUAUAAAUGGUCGUCGGCCGUACGACACACCUAAAUCAUUAGCACACCUCACAGUCAAAUACAAUAGAAAGAUUUAUGGCAAAUAUGGAAGUGCUAGCGGUAUCAACCCAAGUUUAUGUUGGCCCACUAAGAAUGAGAUACAAGAAAAAAUAGAAUAUGAAUCUGUGGCCUUUCCAUAUACAAUCAAAGAGAUGAUGGUGACAGCAGCACAGAAGAGAAGAGAGGAACAGUUAAAAAUAGAACAAAGGGAGAAAGAUAUAGCCACCAAAUUUGAGAAGUUGGAACAGUGGAAGAAAGAUCUUAAUGAUAAGUUGGCAAAGAAGAUAGCUGAAGUGGAAGCUGCUAAGGCAAAGAAGGAACGCCUCGUUGAAGAGGUACGAAGACACUUUGGAUUUAAACUCGACCCACGAGAUGAGAGGUUCCAGGAAAUGUUGGCCAAGAGGGAGAAAGAACAAAAGAAACUUGAGAAGCAAGCUCGCAAAGAAGCUAAAGAUAAGAUGAUGCUGGCGAAAAUUCAGCAGAAAAAUGUAAAACUGGAAAAAGCUUAGCUUAAUUAUAACUCUUAUAGAUAAUUGUUUUGUACUAGUUUUAGAGUAUUGUAAAUA